UCAUUCGGUCUUGAAGUUCCAGGCAUUCCUUAUAUCUUGGGAUGGUCUUUGUCCAAUACCCGAUAUGCUGAGUUGACUGAAUGGUGUAGCUAAUUGCAUAUCGUGUUUAUAUAUGCAGUUGUAGACUAGGAUUGAUAUACAGUAAGCAGCAUUUUGCCGUUUUCUGAAUUUUACCAUAAUCUAAUACUAUAAACAGUUUUAACAAGUGUGGUUCCCAUUUACACUAACAGUGAUAACAGACAACGGUGGUGAUGAUGAUGAUAAUGAUGAUGAGAUAGAUUAUGAUGUGUUAUAAAAUAUGGACCUAUAACUCGAAUCAGUGAGCUGAAGGAAUUUUCAUUCAUGUGACGUAUGUGUUAGGUUGAAAUAAGUUUCCAUUUAAUCUACGGGACGAUAAUAGACCUUUUGUUGGGGUUUGAUAUAACGUGUAUUGUUCAUUUUGCUUCAUUUCUUACACAAAUUGAAAGAAAACACGAGGUGUCUUCAACUUUCUUAAGGCCACAUAAUUACCAAUUUGUUAUCAAUUGAUAUUGGAUAUUAUACUUGUGAUAAACUCGUUUAACAUCUAUCUAUAUCUAGUGUGCGAUAUAGUACGUCGAUUCUAAAGAUCUGUAUCUCUGUUGUGUGGGUAUCUAAGCAAGGAACUCUUGUACCUGUGUUACGCGUUCAUAAAGUUGGUGGCUUUUCUCACGCUCGAUUUUUGGUUCAUAUUCUGAGAUACUUUGAUUGAGAACAAUGUACGGUUGUACAAGUGAGUACAUGGCUAGUCUGGGACUGGUCACUUUACUGAGCCUCAUCUCGGUGGCUGUAGGAGGUCAUAAAGAGGGUGAUAUUAGACUGGUCGGUGGUCGACAUGACCAUGACGGUACUGUGGUCAUAUAUCACAAUAAGAAGUGGGGUGCUAUAUGUGAUGACGAGUGGGAUUUGAGAGAUGCUAGAGUCGCCUGUCAACAGCUGGGAUUUCCUGGUGCCAAAAGAGCUGCUAAAAGAAGUGAAUUUGGCCGAGGAAGAAGGAGAAUAUGGAUGUCUCGUGUAAGAUGCAGUGGAUUUGAGCAUCAACUACGAUACUGUAUGUUCUUCGGAUGGGGCCGUAUACGACAUCGCUGUCUCGGAGGUUGGCGUUCCGCUGGGGUAGUUUGUCUAAAGGGUGAUGGCGGGCAGCUCAAAACAACUACGCGUAAACCAAUAAAGCGAACAACACCGAAAGCUACAACCACUACUACCAGAACCACCACGACAAAAAAGCCCACUACCACGCGGAAACCACCAACGACCCCAAGAACGUUGUGGACCAUCUUUGGGCCAACUCCAUUUAAGCCAGUUAAGCCAGAGAAAUCCCCCGAAGAGAUGGCUUUAGAUGAUGCUGAGCACAACAAAAAAAUGAUGAGUUUAUUAGGUGGAGAAAGAGAUUAUUCAGUACAAGCUGAUGCUCCAUCACCGAGUGCUCUACAGUUACGUAUACAAGGCGGGCGAUAUUUCUGGGAGGGUCGUCUGGAGGUAAACAAAGGAGAUGGCGGAGGAUGGGGUGCUAUUUGUGGGGAGAAAUGGACUAUAAGAGAGGCUAUGGUAGCAUGCAGAGAACUCAAUCUUGAUCAUGGAAAACAAGCCUUACAGGUGAAUUAUUUUGGUGGUGAGAACUUAGAUAAAUAUUACAAUGAAAUAAGAUGCAGUGGUCGUGAGAAGAAAUUGGAAGAUUGUGAAAAGAUAGAAACAUCACAUAAUGUUGCUUGUUCUAAACCUAUUUUAGUAGCUGGUAUCGUCUGCUCAAAAUUCUUGCCUGAUUUAAUUCCAAAUCUUGAAGUGCUACAGUCAUCCGUUUUACUUCAAGAUCGACCACUAUAUUAUUUACAAUGUGCCUUAGAAGAGAAUUGUCUAUCAAGCUCAGCAGCUGUAGUUAGAAAUACCAGUAAAAAUUGGAUGUCAUCAUCACGUCGUCUUCUCAAAUUUUCAACAGUAGUACAUAAUCGUGGAUUAGCUGAUUUCAGACCGUAUAGAGCUAAAGGUCAAUGGCAAUGGCACCAAUGUCACAUGCAUUAUCACAGUAUGGAAGUAUUUGCUCAUUAUGAUAUAAUUGAUGAACAUGGUAAUAGAUUAGCAGAAGGUAGUAAAGCCAGUUUUUGUUUAGAAGAUUCUACCUGUGACCCUGGUGUAGAACCUCAGUAUGAUUGUACGGGUUAUGGUGACCAAGGUUUAUCUGUCAAUUGUUCCGAUAAUUAUAUGAAUGAUAUAGACUGUCAAUGGAUUGAUAUAACAGAUAUACCUAUUGGAAAGUAUAUAUUUAAGAUGGAAAUAAAUCCUACCAUAUUGGUGGCGGAGUUGGACUAUGAUAAUAACGUGGCUAUAUGUGAAAUAUGGUACUCCGGUUAUAAUGCCAAAAUGUACGACUGUAGAUAUGAGAGUUUGUUGUGAUCACGGGCAAAUCCAUAUUGAUAUAUAUAUAUACUUAUUGUUCAAAUAUACUUAAAUGUAUGAUUAUCUUAUGUUAAUGAACAAUUAAACUCCGUUAAUCUAUUUUGGUGUAUUUGAAAAAGUAAGGUCAGAAAAGCUAGCUUUAAAGGGUGCAGUCCAAGAUUUCACAGGACACAGUGAAUAAAUGUUAGUGUUAGUAUGUAAAGCAAACGUCAAAAAGUUCCCAAAAAAUUCAAAUCAUAAUAUUGAACUGUUCGAAAAUGAUCGCGAGAAUUGUUAACGUGGUUACGCGCCGUAUUUAAGUAAUUCCAUUCUUCGCGUCGAUUACUAACUCGAUAAAUCACUAUGGUCAGUUAUUAUUCUAACUGCGUUAAAUCUAUAGACAUGAUUAUCCAGGCAUUUACCCGAAGUGGAAUUUGGAGACUUCUGGUUAAUCCCACUUGAAAACUUAAAGUUUGUAUUCUUUAUGCGAAAGAUUAUUACAGAGUAGAGUAUCUGGGACUGCUCCUUUAAAGGGCCAUAAUGACAAAACUGUGUAAUGAUGGAGUUUUGUAGAUCUGUCAAUAUUAAUAUGAUUACCCAGACCACCGUCAUGUUGUUCGGAGAAAUAUUCGUGUGUGUGUGACAAAAAAUAAUAGUGUCAAUGAAAAAAAUAUUAAAACAAAAAGAGGUAAGACCCGAAGAACUUCGCUCUUGUAUUAUAAAUUGCGGGCUCUCUGUAUGCAGUAAUUAAACGGCUAUGAGACAAGAUUGUGCGAAGAGGUAUCUUGAAUGGGUUCAAUAUAAGCAGCAAAAUGUUAGAAAUUGGGUAUAAUCAAUGUCUAUUAUCUCCCUUUAAAUAUUGUAGAUGAAACAUAAACUACAGACUUUCGGAGUUUAAUUGGUCAUGAUAAGUGUUAUAUAAUAUUAAAGUUGUUAUGAUAGGCCAGAUGAUGUGCAUGUUGUAUUUGUAAACCUCUAUUGUUGUUCAAGUUUCUACACUGCCAAAGUAUUUUAUUAAUCACCUAUAAAUUGAAUGAAUGUGUGUUACCUUUAAUUAUUACAUUGGAUUAAUUUUGAUAAUCCCCGUAUUUAUUAUCUCCGCUUCGGAUGCAACGGAUAUUGGUGUGGACUUAAAAGCAUGUUUUUGGAAUUUAUGGCAACAGCUCUUCAGUCUGUUCGAAUAUACAAAGAUUUAAGGGAAAUGUUGUUUCAAUCCACCGUUAACAAUGUAGUUUCUAGUACUUCGUGGCGAGAACCAUUUUCCACUCAUCAAAGUCGACGCUUUAAUGUCCAGACUAGUUUUCGUUGCGGUCUAAACGGAAACAAUUAAGACUGCCAUGAUCGAGAUUAUAAUGGUGGAUACCAGGUUAAAAUUAUACACGCUUGUUUAUAUUGGUCUACACCAUUUUUACUGAUAUGUUAUGAUUUUGAAAUCAGUAAACUAAAAUGGACGAUUAUUUAAAGCAGAACCAUGGAUAAAAUUGUUAUGACUACAUGUAACUGAAGUCCCUUUUUCCAAAACUCUACAUACGCAUUCAGAUUAAGUAAUAUAUACCAAUAUUUUAUUGAUAAUCCAUUAAAUAAUAGCUGUUUAAUUUAUCUGAGAUAGCGUCAAGCUUUAGGGCAUACAAAUAUGACUUGGAAUAUGCAUUUUGGGAAAGAUAUCUUCAAUCUGUUCCUUCGUGAAAGCUCCCAGUUAAAGGAUUCUUGCAGAACUGCCUCUUGUGAUCUAUUACAAUUGGACGAAUUCCUACAGUGUUAAUGGUUGUCCGUUGAAUAUGUUUAUGGUUUCGUUUCAUUUGUGUAACAUAAAAAUUGAUUCACCUCUCUUUCCGACCUCGUGUGGAGAUUGUCUAGUAAGAAAACAUACAAAAUUAUACAUAAGGGAGUAUACAAUUCUAAUUAUUGAUUUCGCACAUAUGUACCGUACUAAUUGUAGUCGUGAACGAUGCAUGCAGUGCUUACUGUGUCUGGUGUCACUUCUCAUUUAUUAAAGACGCAUUAUGCAGGUCUUAAGUCUGCCUGUUGCAGAUAUUUUUCUGGCUUAAAAUCUUAUAUAAAUUAUCAUUUAGACAUUUAUUAUAUAACAAGACAUAAUCAACACCUGCGAUAAAAUGGAUAAUCGAGAUUAAGUCUCAAUUGUCAAGUACCGUUGCUACGAUAAGAAACCGAUACACGCUACAUCGUCAAACAGCCAUAACUUCGCCCAGAAUAAAGUAAAUUUAAAAGAAUAUAUUCAUUUUUCAUUAUCUAUUUUUGAACUAUUGUAGCAAGAACGACCAGCUCUUUAUCUAAAUUUUACAUAAUGCAUCUUUAAGGAAUCUCACAUAACUAAAACUAUUUGUUGUACUCUUUAAACCAUAGUAUAACAGAUUACUGAUUGUGUGUUAUACAUACUGUAAAUAUCCAGUUGUGUGUUCAUGUUGUAAUAAAUAUAACUCGUAUCUGAAUAUACAAAAUAUUAUUAUUAUAUUUUGACUAUAAAGGAAAAAUAUAUUGCAAAUUGUAUUGGUAAUUGUACGGCUUUUCAUUAUUAUGUAUGUAUUGGAUAGAGCGGGGUAUAAUGCUUUAUUUGUUAUAUUUCUAUUUUGUCAAAUCAGAUGUUAUUUCGAUUCGUUUUUCGUUUUAUUGUCUGUACUUUAUAUUCUACGAUACUUCAAUAUAAACAAAAACCAAAACCAUAAAAACGAAACGAAAUAAGGAUCCAAUAUUAAUUAAUUGUUAUAUUUGUGUAUGUAUAUAACUUUUAGUAAUAAAUUAUAUCUAAAACCCUUUUAAAA
Molecule: messenger RNA, 5171 nt
Organism: Patella vulgata (common limpet)
Lineage: Eukaryota; Metazoa; Mollusca; Gastropoda; Patellidae
Product: lysyl oxidase homolog 2A
Exons: 9
Coding region: 736-2409 (557 amino acids)
Biological process (GO): peptidyl-lysine oxidation
Cellular component (GO): membrane
Molecular function (GO): copper ion binding; protein-lysine 6-oxidase activity
Source: RefSeq, a predicted model, not a curated record